Messenger RNA from Olea europaea var. sylvestris, 1101 nucleotides. Its product is annotated as transcription factor bHLH162-like. Lineage: Eukaryota; Viridiplantae; Streptophyta; Magnoliopsida; Lamiales; Oleaceae. Gene Ontology annotation, cellular component: RNA polymerase II transcription regulator complex. Bases 50 to 742 code for a protein of 230 amino acids. Gene Ontology annotation, molecular function: RNA polymerase II transcription regulatory region sequence-specific DNA binding; DNA-binding transcription factor activity, RNA polymerase II-specific; protein dimerization activity. The record is from RefSeq and is a predicted model, not a curated record. The transcript is spliced from 3 exons. Gene Ontology annotation, biological process: regulation of transcription by RNA polymerase II.
CCAACGGUGAUCAACAAUUAAGAGAAUCUACGUUAAUUUGAGUGUGUAAAUGAAGAAAAUGGAGAAGGGCAAGUCUAAAUCCCGUUCUUCUUCAACUAGGUCCCCAAAACUUGAAAGAAAAAUUGUUGAGAAGAACAGAAGAAAUCGGAUGAAGAUUCUCUACUCUAACCUACUUUCUCUACUUCCAGAUCAUGGCUCCAUGCAAGAAAUGCCAUUACCUAAUCAAAUAGGCGAAGUUGUAACGUACAUCGAGAGCUUAAAGAUGAAGGUGGAGAAGAUGAAGGAGAAGCAGCAGUCAUUGUUUCCAAGAAAAAGAUCACAUUCUUGUAUUACAAGUGAAUUUCAAGGAAUCACAAAGUCUUCACCGCCUCUAGUAGAAGUUCAUGAUAUGGGACCAAAUAUGGAUGUUAUUUUAGUUUGUGGGCUUGAUGAUUUAUCAAAAUUUUACAGCAUAAUUCACUUACUUCAUGAAAAUAGUGUUGAAGUUGCCAAUGCAAAUUUUUCCAUACAUGGAAAUUCCACCAUCCAAAUCCUCCACGAUAAGAUUGGGAAAUCAAAUCUGGGACUCGAAAUUUCAACAAUGUCAAGAAGGCUCAAGCAUUUGAUCUGUGGAUCCGCAUGCAGUGAAGUAGAAUCGAAUAUAGAUUCCGAAAUCCAAUCAGAUAUUUGGGGAUUUGGAAUUCAAGACUUCAUCGAUGCCUAUAUGAGUUUGGAAUGUUAUCAAACUUAUGAAAAUAUGUGAUUUUUUUUUAUGUAGAACUUGAUAAUAAUUCGUAAGCAAAAUAGGGUAAUAGAUAUUAGUCAAAGAAUCAUUGUAAAUUGUGGUGGAUGAAACGAAAAUUCCCAGGAAAAUCUUUUGGCUGUAAGACUGUGUAUCAUAGUGCUUCGCCAACAAGGUGCCCCAUGGGAGGGUCAUCCUCAGUCCCAUUAAAGUUACUAGCGCCUUGUCUACUACUGUCAGGGGUCAUUACUAUUGCAAACUAUUUUCCCAGUGAGGUAUCGUCGAAAGGUACAGAUUGGCUAUGUUCUCAUGAUUGGAUGAUUGAAUAAGACUUAAAUAAGAGUUGGGGUAAGGCUCCAUGUCCCCCUCUUUGCAUUUAA